CACCAAGUGUUAUGUUACAUGGUGUUUGGCCGUGAUUAAAAAUUUGCAAUGCACAUGCUUCGAGGUAUAAAAGCGAGCGGAUCUAGCCCAAAGGCAUCCACUUCACCCUCAGCAAGCAUUCAAGCAACAUGAACACUCUUGUGAUCUUCAGCCUGGCCUUCCUGGCCGCUUGUGCUUCGGCCUCCCCUGUGGCCGUGGCCACCUCGUACUCCAACUCGUAUCUUGGAUCGGGUUACGGUGGACUGUACGGCGAUGACUAUGGCUACAAUGGCUAUGGAGGCUACGGCAAUGGCUACGGCAACGGCUACGGACUGGGAUCCCUGGGAUAUGGACACGGCUAUGGCGGCUAUGGCUACCCCUACGGAAAGGCCACCUCUUACGCCAACACGCACUCCGUCGCCCUGGCCGCACCUCACUACGGCCAAGGAUACGGCUAUGGAUCUGCUUAUGGCGGAUAUGGACAUGGACAUGGACUUGGACUUGGAUCUGCUUACGGAUCUCACUAUUACUAAAAAUUAAGCCAUGAUGCCCUCUCAACGGUUGUAAAUUAUUGUUUGCGCUUGAUAUGCAGAAAUAUACGGUUGUACAUAUAAAUAAAUUGAUAAUUUAACAGGAAAAA
Molecule: messenger RNA, 619 nt
Organism: Cloeon dipterum
Lineage: Eukaryota; Metazoa; Arthropoda; Insecta; Ephemeroptera; Baetidae
Product: keratin-associated protein 6-2-like
Exons: 2
Coding region: 129-512 (127 amino acids)
Source: RefSeq, a predicted model, not a curated record